AUGAACGAUAGCUGUGCAGUGUGUGCUGACGCCCUGGAAUGGGUUGCUUAUGGUACUUGUGGCCAUAAGGAGGUCUGCUCUACUUGUGUGGCUCGCCUCCGUUUCAUCAGCGAUGACCGCCGUUGCUGCAUCUGCAAGACCGAGUCCGACGUUGUUUUUGUCACAAAGGCUAUGGGAGACUAUACCAAGAUGGUUAAGGAGUUGCCAUCUAAAGCUACGGAGGGUCGCUGUGAAUCAUAUUGGUACCAUGAGGACACAAGAGCAUUUUUCGACGAUUUGGAUCACUACAAGAUGAUCAAGGCAGUGUGCAAUCUUUCAUGCGGUAAAUGUGACAAGGCAGGAGAGAAAUCAAAUAUUCAGUUUCGGAACAUUGGACAGCUCAAAGGACACUUGUUCCACCAGCACAAUUUGGUUAUGUGUCCUCUAUGUUUGGGAGGAAGGAAGAUGUUUGUAUGUGAGCAAAAGCUUUAUACUAGAAGCCAGCUGAAACGGCAUAUAAGUUUAGGGGACUCUGUAGUGGAUGGAAGCGAGAGGGAAAGAGGUGGCUUCAAGGGACAUCCUAUGUGUAAGUUCUGCAAAAUUGCAUUCUAUGGCGAGAGUGAAAUUUACACUCACAUGACUACUGAUCACUAUAGGUGUCAUUUAUGCCGCAGUUCUGGAGAAGAGUAUGAGUAUUAUAGAGAUUAUAACGAUCUAGAGAUCCACUUUGAGCGAGGCCAUUUUCCGUGUGAAGAUGAGUCUUGCCUUGAGAAAAAGUUUGUGGUGUUCCAAUCCAAGGCAGAAUUGAAGAUGCAUAGUACUCUGGAACAUGGAGGGCGUAUGUCUCGCUCACAGCGUAAUGCUGCUCUCCAGUUACCUACUAGCUUCAGAUAUGGGCCAAGUAAUGAGCAAGAUAGUAGGCGCGGAGGAAUAGGUGUGACUUUUGGUGGCGAUUCUUCUGAUGAUCAAGAAAGCAGUGUGGAGACACAUAAUGCUGAUGAAACAUUGCAUGAUCCUUCAUCAUCAACUAGCCAAGCUGGUAGUUCGAAAUUACUUGGAGAUAGAAGUGACAUUGAUCCGAUCAUUAAGCCAAUUGAGUGGUUAAGUAGAUCUUUAGGUGAACCAUCUUCAAAGUAUCUUCAAGUAGCCUUGGGAAAAAAUGGUGGGAGAGCUAAAGCGCAGUUGGAGGACUCUUCCUUGUUUCCUCCCCUUGCACCUGGCAGCAGCAGCAGUCAACCAACAUCCAAACCUGACUCAGAUUAUGCUUUGCCUGACAGCAAUACCAUGGCAGCACAUCUCCGUAGGAAAAGCAACCGCAAGAUGGCUGUUGAAUGUCCUGAUACUAAGCCUGCUGUUAUUAGUUUUAGUGAGGCUUGGCCGGCAGCGGGGCAUGUAGCACCACCUACUGGUUCAUCUCAGACGCUGUGGCCUAGAACUAAUGUUUCAGGGAUGGCAUCAGUAGUUACCAAGCCUGCUGUUAGUUCUAGACAUGCUUGGCCAGCAGCCAGGCCUGUAGCACCACCUACCAUCUCAUCUCAGACGCCGUGGCCUAAAGCAAAUGUGAGUGUAGCAGCACCUACUAAAUUAUCUCAGACGCUGUUGCCUAAAAGUAAUAGUCAGAACAAGGAGUGGCCUAAAACGAAGGUUUCAUGUUCUGGUCAGAAUAAGAUGGCCUUUGGUAAAGGAGCGGCACAGUCUAGCUAUGCAAGCUCCGCUAUGCACGCUCGAGUAGUUGAGAAUCAAGAAACAGCAACAGAAAAGAACAAGUGUGUAAGCUUGGAUUCUACUUUGGAUUUCCCUCCUGUUUCUGCAGCACAAGUGGUGUUCAGGUUGCCCCAGCAUACUAGUGAGCCUGUAUUGAAAGUGGGGGAUUUUCGAGCUGCUAAUAAGUCCUUGGUGGAAAAUAUUCGUGCUGCUGUUGGCUUCGACGAAGACAAGUACACUGCGUUUAAGGACAUAUCUGUACAAUACAGUCGGGGAUUAGUAGACAUCAAAGUAUAUUUUGACUUUGUGAGGCAGUUUGGGUUGUCACAUCUUGUCCUUGACUUGGCUAGACUGUGCCCGGAGGCCCAGAAGCAGCGUGAUCUGAUUGAUGCCUACAAUGCCAGUAUGAGAAGCAAUGGUGCAGAAGAGGAUGAAGGAUGGUCCCAGGUCAAUGUCCGAUUGAAAGAUUCGAAGAAGGGUAAAGGGAAGAGUUCUAAUAAGAAUGGUUCUACUGCAGCAGCGGCUUUGGAGCUCAGUAAUUCAGCUGGAGGACCCGUCCAGGGUGCUUGGAGGAAUAAAGGCGGCCAUAAACACUUUUAG
Argentina anserina (silverweed cinquefoil) is the source of this 2283-nucleotide messenger RNA. RefSeq lists its product as uncharacterized. Gene Ontology annotation, molecular function: ribosome binding; ubiquitin protein ligase activity. The record is from RefSeq and is a predicted model, not a curated record. NCBI's taxonomy places the organism in Eukaryota, Viridiplantae, Streptophyta, Magnoliopsida, Rosales, Rosaceae. The transcript has a single exon. The coding region runs from base 1 to 2283 and encodes 760 amino acids. Gene Ontology annotation, biological process: protein ubiquitination; rescue of stalled cytosolic ribosome.